Molecule: messenger RNA, 255 nt
Organism: Trichomonas vaginalis G3
Lineage: Eukaryota; Parabasalia; Trichomonadida; Trichomonadidae
Exons: 1
Coding region: 1-255 (84 amino acids)
Source: RefSeq, a predicted model, not a curated record
AUGUCGCACGUCUUCUUGAACAUUUUAGUUACUAAACUUAGGUCUGAUCAGGCCUUUAAGCACAUUGCCUUCAUUGGCAAUAGAUACUUACCUGCUCUUACCAAAUCUUAUUUUUCUUACCUUACAUUUCCAGUUUUCAAGGAUGUUUCCGGCUUAACAGUAUAUAAAUGCACUUUCAAACACGGCGUAGCUUCUGUUAUUAACGUACAAGGAAAUCCGUGGGAGACAACACAAAAGAGGCCACAAGACCUUUAG